AUGGGGGAGGUGAUUAGGUAUUGUUAUGAUAAUGCGGUUGAUAAAGAGACCUUCACCGAUGCUGUGUAUAUGGAGUGUUUGAAGCGGGACAAAGUCAACGAUAUGCUGAAGGCCAUGGGAGAUAUGGACGGUACCUUGGAAAUGUGGUCGGAAUACAUAAUGCAUAUAUGCCGCACGCUAGAGAUGAGCAAACGCCUCGACGCACUAUACGCACUGCAGUGCGGAAGCGGUCAACAUGCGCGUGCGUCGGCCUCGUGCGCACUUCUUUACUCACGACCCGUGCACACUGGUCAGACGUUUUCUACCUUAUUGGCAAGGCAGCAUCACCUCACGGCCGCGAUACAUCAUUUAGGACAGUGUGUACCUGUCGCUAACAGAAUUAACGACCCGAAAUCAAUCCAGUUCUACUUGGAUAGAAAUACUAUAGACAAUCUUAUGACUACAUUUACAAGACAAAUCGAGUUAUCUAAGUAUCUAGCGAACUGUGAAGCAGCUAACAGACUAAACGACAAGAUGUUGCAUGACAUCAUCCCGAUGAAUGCGCGCGCCGCAGAAACUACAGACCGUCGACCAUUGACACUGUUUGGCUCUAAUACAGAUAAGAUAAAACUGAUAGCUGUGGUGCUUGCGACUGGACAGUCGGUUGAGAGCGGGUUUGAAUUGGCUUUUAAAAUAAUAACUGAACACAAAUUGGACUCUAUGAAUAUAUACAGUCACGUGGCGAGGUAUCUAGUAAGCAAAGACAGGUUUAUGGAAGUCAAGACAUUGGCUAAGUGCAUACGGUCAUCUAAAGAGACUGCUGCAAAUCUGAUGAGUGACCAGGUGUUGGAAGCGGGGGUGUCAGCUGUAGUACGACGUUGUGAAGCCCGUGGACAACUGUAUGACGAACAAGCAGAGAUACUUAUCGCGGAUAUACACAGCGUCACUAUAAAGAUUUCCUGUUACCUGAUCUGCCAUAAUGUCAGCAACGCAUAUAUACUUGCGGCCCGAAACGACCGCACUAACGAUCUGCGGAGGGUUUUGCAAGAAGCCGAGCGAAUUGGAAACGAUCAAGUGCGAAAUGCUUGCUUGAAACGACUCACUACUAAAAAUGCUAAAUCAUAA
Messenger RNA from Leptosia nina, 1104 nucleotides. Lineage: Eukaryota; Metazoa; Arthropoda; Insecta; Lepidoptera; Pieridae. The record is from the annotation of a GenBank genome assembly.